This is a messenger RNA of Drosophila melanogaster (fruit fly), 1381 nucleotides long. RefSeq lists its product as uncharacterized. Bases 36 to 1313 code for a protein of 425 amino acids. Gene Ontology annotation, molecular function: hydrolase activity, acting on ester bonds. The transcript has 3 exons. The record is from RefSeq and is marked reviewed. Lineage: Eukaryota; Metazoa; Arthropoda; Insecta; Diptera; Drosophilidae. Gene Ontology annotation, biological process: lipid catabolic process; lipid metabolic process.
AAUUAAAGUUUGCAGUUCGCUGUAGUUCAACGCAGAUGUUGGACAAUAAUUCUUGUGCGCAAACCAAUAUUUUAACCAGUAAAGAAAUGGCGAAUAACAGCCCGACCCGCGGCUCUGUCAUGCUGCUGACGCUGGUUUUGCUGCUACUGAGUAGAAAAAUCGGUUUGGUAGAUGGGCACAAAGUUACGGCUACGUCAAUUUCCAAUCACAAUUACCCGGUAGAAGAGCAUACAGUCAUCACCCAUGAUGACUACAUCCUUACUAUUUACCGCAUCCCAUCAUCCCCAAACCGAAGUCAUCUAAAUAGAGCUGGGCGAAGGGCUGUAGUGUUUUUGCAACAUGGCAUCCUGAGUGCUUCCGACGACUGGAUUAUAAACGGACCAGAGGCGUCUCUGGCCUACAUGCUUGCAGACGCCGGCUACGAUGUCUGGCUGGGCAAUGCACGUGGCAACACGUACUCACGGCAGCACAAGCAUAUCCAUCCGGACACGUCCGACUUUUGGCGUUUCAGCUGGCACGAGAUAGGUGUCUAUGACCUCGCAGCCAUGCUAGACUAUGCGCUGGCGAAGAGUCAGUCCAGCUCUUUGCAUUUUGUUGCACACUCGCAGGGUACCACGGCGUUCUUUGUACUUAUGUCUUCUCUGCCUUUGUACAACGAAAAGUUGCGUUCCGUGCACCUAUUGGCGCCCAUAGCUUACAUGCGUGACCACUCUUUUAUUCUGUCCAAGCUGGGUGGCAUUUUUCUGGGAACGCCGUCCUUUCUUAGCUGGGUAUUAGGAAGUAUGGAGCUGCUACCUAUUACUAAUUUACAGAAACUGAUAUGUGAGCACAUCUGUUCCAGUAGCUCCAUGUUUAACUUUCUGUGCUCUGGUCUGCUGGACUUCAUCGGAGGGUGGGGAACACGACACUUGAACCAGACUCUGUUGCCGGACGUUUGUGCAACACACCCAGCAGGGGCAUCUUCGAGCCAAGUAAUCCACUACCUCCAGCUUUACAGGUCAGGCGACUUCCGACAGUAUGAUCAUGGACCGGAGCUAAACGAAAUCAUUUACCAGCAGCCAACGCCUCCAUCUUACAACGUUCAAUACAUUAAGAGCUGUGUGGAUAUGUACUACAGCGAAAAUGACUAUAUGUCCGCUGUUGGGGAUGUGAAGUAUCUGGCCUCACUCCUACCAUGCGCCCAACUAUACCGUAUUCCAUUCAGAGACUGGAACCAUUACGAUUUUUUGUGGUCCAACAAUGUAAAGGAGGUUAUUAAUAAUAAGAUAAUUCAGAAGAUUCGUAAAUACGAUGAAGAUGGUGUAGGUUUCUAGUAUCUUACGAAUUGUUUGAUAUGUAUAUGAAUUACGUUUUAAAGGAAACCCAUUUUAUUUUCAUAUGU